AUGGAGGUAUCUGAAGCUAUCAUAAAGAGGUUGGGUCCAACCUUCCUUUCAACUCCGAAAACACAGGGGGAAUGGCUAGAUAUCUCCAGAAAGUUCAAUGAGCGUUGGAACUUCCCAAAUGGAUUAGGUGCUCUCGAUGGGAAGCAUAUCGUCAUUCAGCAGCCCCCAAAUUCAGGGUCUCAUUACCGAAACUAUAAAGGGACAGACAGUGUAGUGCUCAUGGCUCUUGUCGGGCCAGAAUAUGAGUUUCUUUAUGUGGAAGUUGGAGCGAACGGUAGAAAUUCUGAUGGAGGUAUAUGGGACCAAUGUAAUUUAAAGAAGGCGCUAGACAGUGGAUCGCUAAAUUUACCAGAGGUUUGCAAUUUACCAGGUCGAAACAACAAAGUGCCGUAUGUGAUAACAGGAGAUGAUGCGUUUCCUCUUAAGAAUUACCUGAUGAAGCCUUAUCCACAAAAAAAUCUGACAGUAAACAAACGCAUCUUCAAUUAUCGACUGUCACGAAAGAGAAGAAUUUCUGAAAACGGAUUUGGGAUAUUGGCAAAUCGGUGGCGCAUUUUUCGUCGACCUAUAAACUUAGAACCAGAAAAGGUUUCUACCAUCACAAUGGCAACAGUGGCAUUGCAUAACUGGCAGAGGAGCAAAAGUUCUGUGGGCAAAAUUGAGCUACCAAUUGGUCUUGUCGACCGAGAGAAUGAGCGUGGUGAAAUUAUCGAAGGUGCUUGGAGAGAAGAUACUCCUACUGGCACAUGGUUUUCACUGUCCAAUGACAUUUACGGCAAUCGAUCUAGUAAUCAAGCCAAAGCAAUAAGAGACGAGUUCACGGAGUAUUUCGUAAUGGAAGGUGCUGUACGCUGGCAGUGGCAUUGCGCUAGAGUUGACAUUUAA
Molecule: messenger RNA, 885 nt
Organism: Hydractinia symbiolongicarpus
Lineage: Eukaryota; Metazoa; Cnidaria; Hydrozoa; Anthoathecata; Hydractiniidae
Exons: 1
Coding region: 1-885 (294 amino acids)
Source: RefSeq, a predicted model, not a curated record